Messenger RNA from Tachysurus vachellii, 3454 nucleotides. RefSeq names its product tetraspanin 15 (gene tspan15). The record is from RefSeq and is a predicted model, not a curated record. Bases 132 to 1001 code for a protein of 289 amino acids. The transcript is spliced from 8 exons. Gene Ontology annotation, cellular component: membrane. NCBI's taxonomy places the organism in Eukaryota, Metazoa, Chordata, Actinopteri, Siluriformes, Bagridae.
CGGAGCUUCACUGAAGUUAUUGACAUCCAGCAGGUUAUUAUAUUUUCUACUACAGUAGAAAGCAGCUGGCGCGAAGUUUUCCGGAAGUAUCCAGAAUAAAUAAUGUUAAAGAUAUAUUAAAGGCGUCAAACAUGUCGGAUAGUGUUCGAUACUGUGCGAGGUGCUCGUACCUUCUUCUGAAGUUUGCUUUAGUGGCUUAUGCUACGGUUUUCUGGCUAAUAGGUGGCUUCAUCUUGGCCAUUGGCAUUUAUGCUGAGGUGGAGAGGCAGCGCUACAAAACUCUGGAAGGGGUCUUCUUCGCCCCAGCAAUCAUCCUCAUCUUGCUGGGGAUUGUCAUGUUCAUCGUCUCGUUCAUUGGUGUAUUGGCGUCACUGCGAGACAACUUGACUCUCCUCAAAGUGUUCCUCUACACAUUGGCAAUCUGUCUGAUCAUGGAGCUCCUGGGUGGAAUUGUGGCUCUGCUAUUCAGGAACCGAACAGUGGAUCUUCUUAACAAAAAUGUCCGUAAAGGCAUGGAGAAUUACUACGACGAUCUAGACUUCAAAAACAUCAUGGACUUUGUUCAAAGGAAGUUUAAAUGCUGUGGUGGGGAGGAUUGGAAGCAGUGGUCAGUGAACAUGUACCACAACUGCUCAGCCCCUGGACCUCUGGCCUGUGGAGUGCCUUAUACAUGCUGUGUGACCAAGCCUAAUGAAGUUACAAACACGUUAUGUGGGUACAAAGCCAUAAAUAAAGAGAGAGUAGAACUCACAGACACCAUUAACGUGCGAGGAUGCACUGAUACUGUCUUCAUCUGGUUAAUGGAUAACUACAAGAUCAUGGCUGGACUCCUACUUGGAAUUUUACUUCCUCAGUUCUUUGGUGUGAUUGUGACCUGGCUGUACAUCACUCGCGUGGAAGACGCCAUCGAGGAGUACGGGAACUAUCAGGACAGCCUGAUCACCAGCAAGAAACAGAACAAGCUGGCAAAGUGCUGUAAAUGCAUGCCUCUGUUUGACUAAGUGAGCUUAGACCUUGGAGACUCUUGAACCUAAGUGCUUGAGGGUAAAGUACACAAUCUUAUUCACCAUGAACCACAUGGGCGUUUCUCUCUCAUUAAAGUGUUCUUUUACAGGUUGUAUUACUGCUGAUUGUAGACAGUCCUCAGGAAUCUUCGAGCCACCAGUAUAUUUUAUUUUACUGUUUCUUAAAGACUUAAAGGUAAAGCUGAAACAAUCUACUUUGUUGUCAUAGUGUGCAGCUCUGGUAUAAUUCAUACAUAAUGUCAUAAUUGCACUGGACAAAUACAACUAAAGUCAGUUUUAGAAGUAGAUAAUGAUAAAGAAUCAUUUUUUUCAUAUUUUUAUGAUCAAUACAUGUUUAAAAAAAAAAUGAAACACCGUGUAUUUGGACAACUUUUUUAUAUAUGUAAAUUGUGCUGUUUACUCGAAGGGAUAUGAAAAGUUUGCUUCUCGUUUUAUUAAAAAAACUAAAAUUAUUUAAUUUUUUUAAGCACUCUAGUACUGUAAGCUGUGUAUCUUGCUAUAACCACUUUCUAAAGCAUUAAUUUUAAAAAAUGCUACCCAUUAUUAGACUAAUGUAUGUUUAUGGUGGAUGUUCCUGGGACUGGAAAAUGCUACAAAGAGAGCAAGUGAUCAAGAACAAGAUUCACAAAAGAAGCAGUAAAAACAGUCUAAAGAUGCUGGGUUUAAAUGUCCAGUUUGACCCAAAUCCCCAGAACACAAAAAUCAGACCUGAGCCACUUUUGUAUGUCAUCUUGGAUCAGAUACAUGUCUGAUAUUUGGCGACUCCACAUGAAUGAGAGAAGAUUUACACGUAUAUCACUGUCGUCUUCAUCAUAUAGCACCAGUUCAGUGGAAGGAUGUGGAAAGUAGUAACUUGCUGUAGUAGUGAUUACAGAAUUGAAUCUAUUAACACUGAGUAGUGUUCAAAACACUUGCCUAAGAUGUGCAAAAGUGCAGCCAAAAACAAAUGUGUGUAGUUCUAAAUAAAUCCUCUUCACACCUCUGUUCCACCAUCUCCUUCUAUUCUCUCUGGUUCUCACACAUCUGUCUGCGCACAGCUGCCAGCAUUAGCUGCAGAAACUCUUUCUUCACUUGAUCGUGUUGCACAACGUUACGUCUAAUCUAGAUAUGUCACUUAUGUCGCGAAGGUCCAUUAAAAAACAAAAUCAGAAUUGUGUAAUGAAGCUGCACAUGUGAACGCAGCCUUGUGUCAUUUUCAAAAUGUGAACAUCAGGCUUUAAGUAAGUUGCCGAUAGUUAGUUAUGUGCCAUACUGUAGAAAACGUGCCUAAAUCUAAUCAGUUCAGCUUGUAACCAGUUACUUAUCAUCAUCCUGUCCACCAGACUUCAGUAACAUUCCCUCUUUUUCACUUCCGGAGGUUUGGAACCAGAGUUUAAAAGCGUUGUGACUCUAUAUGUGAUUGAGUUUCAUGCCAAAGAGAAACAUUUCUGUUUCAUGUAGAUUUCAGACAAUUACAAAGGAUUUCUUAGACCCUCGUGCAUAUUAAUUAUCCUGAUUAUACACAUUUAAUGUAUCUGAAUGUUAAAUAUAAUUGGCCUUGACCUUUUUUACUCCCUGGAGACGGUGUAUUUGGCACAAUUAACAUCACUUGUAGAUAUUUGGUUCUUGUAAACAUCAUUUCCAAUCUCUCUCCAGUUCUUUUCAGAGCCAUGAGAUUAAUACAGCUCUGAGCAAAUGUUUAAACCUGCAUGAUUACUGGCUCUCGUUCACCCGAGCACCUGCUGUGACUUUCCCAAUACAAACACCACCUUAAUCUUUGUAUUCUGAUGAAAUUGACAGAGCUGGAAGGUACUGUAGAAUAUAAUAAGCAGUUUUCGAAACAAAGAGCUAUAGUGACAUGCAGCUUAAUGAGCGUCAGUUUGCUGCAGUUUCAUUCCUACUGUAAUGAUAGUUUAAUGAAAUGUGUGAAUUAUUUGGGUUCAGUUGGAUUUUUUUAAUGAUUUCAGAAUUCUUUUACACACGGGAAACGAGGUUUAAAAAUGAAACAGAGUAAUUACAAUUUUACGAUUUCAAUCCUUUAUUCUAUAAAUUAUAUGCAUUUUGCGGGUAGUCGGUUUGUGGGUGAAUGAAAUUCUAAAACAUUUUAUUACCUUUCGAUUUUCCAUUUUUCUGUUGAUUUAAUUCAGAUUUUUCAACUCUUUUAAUCUAGCUGAAAAUAAAGCUUUGUGUGUUUUUCUCUGUAUUUAAUAUGAUGAAUAAAUAAAAACAAGCUGUGUGUUAGAUUUGAAUUUUUUCUAUCCUACACCAUGCCACUGCUGAAUCCUGAAAUUUCAUUGGUCACAAGGUGUUUCAUUUUCAGUAACGUCAUAGUUUUAGUAGUAAUUAGGUUUAUCACUGUUUAUUUCUGCUAUAAUGUAUGUGAUGGCAAAAUAGAACUUGUUUACAGACCUUCCACUACAUUAAAUGUAAUAAUAAAUCAAAAAGUAUGA